AUGCAUUAUCUUCCACCUGUUCUUUGUACAGAGUAACCUGCUGAAGAAUCAAUCUUAAUAUAAUUCAAUUAAUAAACCCAAGCAAAAGCAGCAUUGCAAAGUCCAAUAUUGCAAAACGAAAUGUAUUUCAUGAAUUCAGAUAACAAAGACUUUGUAAAACUAAAUGAUGCGUAACCAUCUUAUUAAUGAUAAAUUAGAUCAAAUUCCAAAGGAAAAACAGGAUCUUCUUUGAUCCAAUACUUCCAUAUAAGACAUUUUAUUCAUUCAUUAAUGAAAAAGAAAAAGUAUUUGACAACGUUUUCUAAAUUUCAUUUUAACUUAAUAAAUGAUAAGGCCUCUCAUUUUAAUCUAAAAUUAUUAAGAGCGAAUGCUUUGAACUUAAAACCAAUUUCUCAGACGAUUUAAUAAACAAUGAGUAAAGCAACAACAAGUAUAAAGAGAAAUUUUGAGUGGUGGACAAAGCUGUCAUUAGAAUUGGAGAAGUGGUUGAAUUUGAUACCAAUAGUAAAUCCAGAUGAUAAAAUGAAAGUGAGAUGGGAUUGCAUCUUAGUGUUGCCACGGUUUUAUUUUAUGUGUCUUGUUCCAGUGGAUCUGGCUUGGACAAAGGAAUAAGUAUUAUAUGAUUAUGCUUUUAUUCCAACUUUGAUAUCUUUGGCACUAAUAAUAAUAGAUUUCUUUUUUGGAUUUGCUUGUAGUUAUUAUGAAGAUGGGUAAAUAAUAACUAAUAGAAAGAAAGUGGUUAUGCAUAACUUAACGAAAUCAUAUGGAAUCGAACUUGCAUCAACAGUGGUUUUAAUAAUUUUCUUCAUCUUUCAAGUUGUUUAUGAUCAAUAGGUUGAUAUAUCGAAAGACAUAUACUAUUUGUUAUUAUUAUUUUCUUUAGUGUAAUAUCGAAACAUCAUGAAGAUACGAGAAUAAUUAGAAGACGCUUUAAAUCUAUCUGAGUAUGGCAGUUCUAUUGUAGAGCUUGUCAAAUUAUUAUGUUUAGUUUGUUAUGUAAUACAUAUAUUUGGUUGUUUAUGGUUUUGGGUAAUUAAUUAUUAUUAUAAUUAAAGGUUGGGUAUUAUGGUUCAACAUAUUUAGAUGAAGGAUGGUUGGUUGGAUAAGAAGUUGUAGAUGCUAAUUUUGGAACAUAAUAUUUGAGAGCUAUAUACUUUUCUACUGUUACAAUGUUUACAGUUGGUUAUGGAGACAUAACUCCAAAAACGGAACCUGAAUAUAUCUUAGCAAUUAUAUUCAUGAUGGUUAGCAGUAUUCAACUAUCUUAUAGUGUCAGUACUGUAGGAGCUGUACUUGAAAAAAUCACUUCAUUUAAGGAGAUUAAAUAAAAAAAACUUAGUAUUAUUAAUAAUUUUAUGGCAAAUAAAUAAAUUAAUUUUAAACUUUAAUUUUAAGUUAGAUAGUAUUUAAGUUAUUAUUGGAAUAAAUAAUAAGAUGAAGAAAGUUAAGCUGAAUAAGAAAUAAUUGAUUAGUUAAGUUAAACCUUAAAAGAAAAAUUGAUAUAUGAAGCUAAUUCUCGUAUUCUUAAUUAAUGUAAAUUAAUUAGAGAUAAUUUCUCUGAUAAAUUCAAAAAGAAAUUGGUAGAAAAGAUUACUUCAUAAUUUUUAUAACCAGAAAGUCAUAUUGAUUUCUCAAAGUUUUUUAAAAGAGCUAAAAGAAUAGAAAAAAGUGAAUUUUAAUGUUUAUGUUUUAUUGAAGAGGGAAUAGUUGAAUCCUUCAUCGAAGAUCCAAAUAACUAAAAUAUUAUUGCUUCUAAUAUUAAUAAUUAUAGUGAAGGAAAAUGUUUUAAUGAAGUUUCAUUUUUAACAGGAUCAGAUUGUAAGGAAAAGUUUCGAACUCUUUAGUUUACAAAAUUACUUGUCUUAUCAAGAAAAGACUUUUUAGCUACUUUGAAAGAUUUUCCUUAAGAUUUUGAAAAAUAUAAAGAACUUGUAGAUGAUUUCAAUAAUAACAAACAAAUGUAAAUGUUAAAAAUAGAAUGUUAAUCAUGUAAUUCUUAUAAGCAUUAAACUGUGGAUUGUCCUAUUAUUCAUUUCAUACCAGAUAGAGAAAUUAUUGUUAAAAGAUGUGCUUAUUCAUCAAUAUAAAAAAGAAAAUUUGUAAAACGAUCCAAAACAAGGACAAAACCAACAAUAAAAAUACAAAGAUUAGUUGCCAUGCAAGCUAAUAAAAUGUACAAUUCAGUUACAAUCGAUCCUAACUAUUGUAAUAUUUAUGAAAUUCAAGAUGAAUAAUUAUUCUAACCAGUUCUUGAUCCAUAAAUAAAUAUUCAAAACAUAUAGCCUAUCUAUAAUUCUAUUCCCCCUACUAUACCUGAGAGACCUAAAUAGCCAAAACAAGGAUAGAAUUAAAUGAAUUUUAAUUAAAUUACUUCCAAACCUAUUAGACAUAAAAAGUUACUCUAAAAGAGCUUAAGAAAAACAUUUAAUUUGAUUGUAAGUGCAAAUUUCUGGAUGAAAAUAUCAAAAAAUAAAAAAAACAAUGCACUAUCAACAGAGAAUUAAAUUCGGGAAUUACAAUUAAGAAGAGCAUUGAUAAAUGAUCAAAUAGACUUAGUUCCCAAAUCUAUUUUGGAUGAUAUGUUUUAUGUAGAAUAGAUGUUUAAUUAAAUUCAAAAGCAAUAACCUGUAGAAGAUUAAUUCGAUUAAAUUAGAGACUAUAAAAAGUACAAACCUCAAGAUAAUUUAAUUUAAUAAAUCUAUAAAUAAGAUCUGAUUAAUGAAAAGUUUACACCAGAAGAAUUGACUUUCUUCUAAAAGAUUAGAGAUAAAUUGGGAAGGUUUAUGAACUUUCCCCAAUAAUAUAUCAUGAGAUAUAAAUAUCCCUUAACUAUUUCAUCAAAAAUUGGGCUUGUGAUUGAUGAAUAGAAAAUGAAAAGGUCAAAAAAAAGUAAAUCCAAGAUCGGAAAGUCAAUGACCAAAAAGAAAUGAG
Messenger RNA from Paramecium sonneborni, 2931 nucleotides. The record is from the annotation of a GenBank genome assembly. Lineage: Eukaryota; Ciliophora; Oligohymenophorea; Peniculida; Parameciidae.